Cyprinodon variegatus (sheepshead minnow) is the source of this 486-nucleotide messenger RNA. RefSeq names its product lactose-binding lectin l-2-like. Bases 1 to 486 code for a protein of 161 amino acids. The record is from RefSeq and is a predicted model, not a curated record. Gene Ontology annotation, molecular function: signaling receptor activity. Lineage: Eukaryota; Metazoa; Chordata; Actinopteri; Cyprinodontiformes; Cyprinodontidae. The transcript has a single exon.
AUGUAUUGGUGCUUCUUGUUGGGUCUUGCUCUGGUUGUUGUGUCUCCCUUAAAUGGAAGCGUCCUGGAGCUACAGCAAAACGCUUGUCCCAAUUUCUGGUACAGCUUCAAAGGCCGCUGCUACAAGUAUGUUGGUAGACAAAUGACCUGGGCAGAUGCUGAGCUCCACUGCUUAUCAGAGGGGGGCAACCUGGUGUCCAUCCACAGUCUGGAAGAACACAACUUUGUCAAUUUCAUGAUCAAGAGCUUUGAUCCUUCUCAGACCUUCACCUGGAUUGGACUCUCUGAUAUUCACAAGGAAGGAUCCUGGAUGUGGUCGGAUGGGUCUAAGGUGGACUUUCGUUAUUGGGAUGCAGGACAACCAGAUAAUGCAGGUGGAAAUGAACACUGCGGACACACCAACAUGUUCACGUUUCAUAAAUGGAACGAUUAUGUCUGCUCCAAUACAUACGCUUUUGUCUGUGCAAAAGAAAAAGAUUGUAAGUAG